AUGAACACGCUCGUCUCGCCCCCGCGGAACGGCAACCGCCUUCCGCAGCCUGUGCAGGCCCAUGAUGGGCGAGGUGCCCUCCCUCGCCGCUUCACCACCGAUUCGGGGCGUGUACCAACAUUGUCUUCCAUUACCGGCCAGCGCGUCCCUGACCUCGGUGGUCAAGAUUACAGCAAUACUUUGCACAAAGUUCAAUUGAUUGAGAAGAAGAAGAUCGAGUACGAGAGACUUCGCGAGCAGAGACGUCGUUUCGAGAUGGAGAUGCAGAAGCUGGAGCAAGCCCAACGUCGCGAAGAGAUGGAGCUCGCCAAGAUGCAGGACGACCUUCGCCACGGCCACCAGUCGGAGCCCACGACGCCCCCCGAAUACCACGAGUCCUCCUCCGGCUUCCCUACCAUGUUCUCGCGCCCGAACCGAUACUCGACUUCGAGCCUGACGUCGCCCCCGGGCCUGUUUAACCGCCCUGGCCGCUCGGGGUCGCAGCUCACCUCGCCCCAGUCGACCCUGAUGCAGUCCCGCUUCAACUUCGACGACCACAUGCCGUCCCGUUCCGUUCCGGGCUCCCGUAGAAACAGCGACGAGGACGAGAAGGAGGAGGCCGUUCGCCUGGACCCGACUAGCCACCGGUCCUCCAACGCCUACAACCGCUACUCGAUGCCUGUCACUCGGUCUCGUACUGGUCUCUAUGGCGCUGACCUUGACCAGACUGGUACUGCUCGCUUCCUCUUUGGUGAGGAGGACACUGCUGGUGAGAACAAGUACGGCCAGAACAACGGUGACGACAAGUUCCCAACUCUAGUUCGUCGCGACGAUCAGAUGCUCUCUGCAUCUUCCGCUGCCCUUGAUCUUGCACUCUCUCCUUCGCCUGCUCCUGACGCGCCUUCCUCCAACGGCUGGGGUAAUAUUAACCGUCACCGCGCCCAACAGAGCUUGUCUGCUAUCAACACGUCUUCGCUCAACGGAGCCGCCUCUUCUGGAGGAGAAGCCAGCAACCGAUCUUCUGUUCGUCACUCGCUCGACCUGAAGUUCUACCCGGACGCUCCUACCGACAACAACGGUAACCAAAACUCCAUCGUUUCGCCUACCGGAAACCACAUGAUGGCCACUCCUCCCAAGCUGCAGAGCUCCUUCUCUGCCAACGACGUCCCCACCGUCAAGAGCACCAACGGCGGCUUGGUCACCAACAACCACGCCCAGCAGCACUUCCACAACCACAAUGCUAGCAUUGGCCGCAUUCCCGCCGGCGCUGUUGCCGGCCGUCACAGCCGCGAGCUGUCCAACGACAACAGCAUGGGCGCUCAGCGUGAGCAGACUGGACCUUACCCCUCCAUCCAGUCCGCCCUUCAGGCCAACGCCGUUCCCUUUGGUCCAGGCGCGCCUGGCCAGGGCUUCCCUCACACGUCCCAGGGCAACCAGAUCCCCAAUGGCACCGUCACUGCCAGCUCCAACAACGCCUACGGCGGGUUCUACCCCAAUGGCUACGUCUCGCCCAACAGCAGCAACAGCAACAACGGCCCGCCCAACCCUGGCCCCUACGGCGUGCCUCUCCUGGCCAUGAGCCUGCAGAACAUGAACCUCAACAACGGAGGCAACAUGUAUCCCCCUCAGAACUACACUGGCUAUGGCUCGCUCUACACUCCUCCUCAGCAGCCUCAGCCUCGUGACAGCCAGGCCCGGGUCAUCCAGCACCGUCGCCAGAUGGACAAUGAAGCCAUGUCGCGCUACAAUGGCCUUGCUCUUGAGAGCGUUGGUGGCCAGAUCUACGACCUCUGCAAGGACCAGCACGGCUGUCGCUAUCUGCAAAAGAAGCUUGAGGAGCGCAACCCGGAGCAGGUUCACAUGAUCUGGCUCGAGACGAACCAGCACGUCAUCGAGCUGAUGACGGACCCAUUUGGCAACUACCUGUGCCAGAAGCUGUUGGAGUUCUGCAACGACGAUGAGCGCACUGUCCUCAUCCAGAACGCCGCUGUUGACAUGGUCCGCAUUGCCCUCAACCAGCACGGCACACGCGCUCUCCAGAAGAUGAUUGAGUUCGUCACUACCCCGACCCAGAUCGGCAUGAUCAUCAAUGCACUCCGCUUCCAGGUCGUCGAGCUCAUCCAGGAUCUCAAUGGCAAUCACGUCAUCCAAAAAUGUCUUAACAAGCUCAGCGCUCUCGAUGCGCAGUUCAUCUUCGACGCUGUCGGCACCAACUGCGUCGACGUCGGCACUCACCGCCACGGCUGCUGCGUCCUCCAGCGUUGCAUUGACCACGCUUCUGGCGAGCAGAAGGUCUGGCUCAUUGCUAAGAUCACUGAGCAUGCCCCGAUUCUCGUCCAGGACCCCUUCGGCAACUAUGUUGUACAGUACAUCAUUGACCUCAACGAGCCUACCUUCACGGAGCCCAUUGUCCGCAUGUUCAAGAACCGCAUCGGCCAGCUGUCCCGCCACAAAUUCAGUUCCAACGUCAUUGAGAAGUGUCUGCGCUGCUCACAGGAGCCUUCCCGCGACAUGAUUGUCGAGGAGCUCCUGUCUCCUGGCGAGAUUGAGAGACUUCUCCGCGACUCGUACGCCAACUAUGUCAUCCAGACUGCUCUCGAGUACGCGACCCCUCACAGCAAGUACCGCCUGGUCGAUGCCAUCCGCCCCAUCCUGCCGGCCAUCCGUUCCACCCCGUAUGGCCGCCGCAUCCAGGCCAAGAUCCAGGCCUUUGAGGGUCGUGGUAGCGCCAACUCGAGCGGCCAGGUCACUCCGGCGGACCCCACCCAGGGCCAGAUCCCCCUGCGUCCCGGUCACAACCGCGCCAUGUCUAACAACACCUCCAUCAUUGCUCCUGGUGGUGCUUUCGGCAACGGCCUGAACGGCGGUCUUAACGGUGGCAUGCCUCCCCGUGGCAACCAAGCCAGCUACCCUUCGUCCAGCAACUUGACGGUGCCCCCCCCUGGUCCCCAGAGCCAGCGCAUGCCGCAGUUCGGUUACAACAGCCCGCAGCGCCCGAACGGUGGUGGCGGCGGUGACGGUGGCGCCGCCGCCGCCGCCGUCGGCGACGCGGGUGCCGGCGACGCUCAAUGGCUGUAA
Messenger RNA from Colletotrichum destructivum, 3057 nucleotides. Its product is annotated as Putative armadillo-like helical, pumilio domain-containing protein. Gene Ontology annotation, cellular component: cytoplasm. Gene Ontology annotation, biological process: post-transcriptional regulation of gene expression. The record is from RefSeq and is a predicted model, not a curated record. NCBI's taxonomy places the organism in Eukaryota, Fungi, Ascomycota, Sordariomycetes, Glomerellales, Glomerellaceae. Bases 1 to 3057 code for a protein of 1018 amino acids. Gene Ontology annotation, molecular function: mRNA binding. The transcript has 6 exons.